AUGGUUGGCAUAGGCGGCAGUGCAUUAAAUAACGGCGAAGCUUUAUCGGAGCCGGCCAAUGUUGUUGAAUCAGAAAGGUUGCUAAUCAAAACCGAGUCAGAUGCCAAAUUGGGUCAUGAGACGUUUGAGCAACAUGGCUUGCCAGCAGGCACUACCUCCCCUAAGAGACCGAAAGAGCAAUGCCAGUCAAAGAAUGAGGAACAUAAACAAACACAAAAUAGACCACUUACUUCUCACUGGCCUUCCAAUUUACCCGUCAAACCUUUGUGUGACCGAGGCGAUAGUUCUGAGGACUCACAAAGGUCAUUUCAGGAUUCAGAAAUCCCGUAUACUCCAAGUAGAUCAAUGACUUCGGCAUCUUUGAUCUCACCACUUCCCAUUGACAAGCCUACUACCCCAGACGCUCAAAGUGGGUUCACGCUCGGUACCCCCCCUACUCCCUCACCGGAACACUUGUCGCUCCAGAAUAAACAGAAACCGGCUAUUUUUAACCAAGCCCGCCCAAGAUCGUCAAUUCCUUACAGAUUGUCCUCGUCGGCUUAUGCUCAACAGUGUGUGGCUGCAGCCCAUGCCUCACGAUUAAACCCGUACGCUCUUCAUGAAGGUGAACAGGAGAUACUACAAGACCAUCUUUGUCACCUUCAUGUCACAGCGUAUCUCUCUAUUCGAAAUGGUAUUCUUCGAUUAUGGACCCGAAACCCUAUGCUUAGCGUCACAAAAGAAGAGGCACUUGGUUGCGCAAAGGACUGGAGAUGGAUGAAUCUUGCUUCUGUUGCUUAUAACUGGCUUGUACGCGGUGGUUAUAUAAAUUUCGGUUGUGUCGACAUACCAAAGAAUCCCAGUGCUUUAAAAGGAGCCCGUAAAAAAGAGCGACAAACAAUAGUAAUAAUAGGCGCAGGCAUGGCUGGUCUCGGAUGUGCUAGACAGGUGCAGAAUUUGUUUCAAAAUCUGGAUGAGAAUUCGGUUUCACCAAAAGUGAUUGUGCUUGAGGGACGACGGCGAAUUGGUGGCCGUAUUUACUCUCAUCCGCUGAAAUCUCUAAACUCAGAUGUCCUAGAGCCUGGUUUACGAUCCACUGCUGAAAUGGGGGCUCAGAUUGUUGUAGGGUUUGACCACGGGAAUCCUUUAGAUCCCAUUAUCCGUGCGCAGUUAGCCUUACGAUACCAUCUCUUACGAGACAUUUCCACCAUACAUGACUCUGAUGGCCAGCCUGCGGAUGAAUUUCAGGAUGCUAUGGUCGAAAAGCUUUAUUAUGAUAUUCUCAAUCGCUCUGGAACGUAUCGCCACAAAACGAAGAUUAAUAAGACGGCUGAGGGCAAUCGUGAAUUACUAGACUCUGGACGAGAUACUUUCUUAGAUGACGGCGUUACAAUCAAACAGUAUGAAGAUGCGGCAGCCUUUGGGACAAUAGAUAUGCUGCUUCCAGCGCAAAGACUUCGGCGUGGGGUGGGUCAUCGAACGGCGGAUAUCAAACCAGUGGUCUCCCCCCAGCUCGCCAAUAUUGAAAUUACUGAAGAAAUUCCUGCUGCUCUGGCAUACCAGGCCAUGGGGUGGAAGUUGCGCGAUGGUAUCUCCAGUUCCGCUACGAUUUCUUUGGAUGAAAUGGCCAAAGGAUCGGAAACCCCAACACUUGGUGCUAUUAUGGAUGAAGCGAUCCGCCAGUGUCAAGAAUUCCUACCGUUGACCCCAAAAGACAUGAGGCUGCUCAACUGGCACUACGCGAACCUAGAGUACGCCAAUGCUGCCAAUCUCGGGAGUCUUAGCUUAUCAGGUUGGGACCAGGAUAUGGGCAACGAAUUCGAGGGUGAACAUGCGCAGAUUAUCGGAGGAUAUCAACAAGUUCCACAGGGUUUGUGGUCUUACCCUACGAAGCUCGAUGUACGCACCAACAAGAUAGUUUCAAAGAUUUGCUUUAAAGAAAAUGAUGUGCCAAAAGCGAAAGCCAGAAUUCACCUUGCCGAUGGUGAGGUAAUUACGGCAGAUAAAGUCGUUCUCACCGCUCCUCUUGGUGUCUUGAAAAGCAAAUCCAUAUCAUUUUCACCCGCUUUGCCAUCCUGGAAACUAGAUGCUAUCGAUAGAUUAGGAUUUGGUGUUAUGAAUAAGGUGAUAUUAGUGUUUGAAACACCAUUUUGGGACAUCGAAAGGGAUAUGAUUGGGCUCCUACGUGAGCCAACCAUCUCGGGUAGUCUAUCCCAAGCAGAUUAUGCCCCUGGGCGCGGCAAGUUCUACUUAUUCUGGAACUGCAUAAAGAUGAGUGGCCUGCCGAUGCUUAUCGCUCUGAUGGCGGGGGAUUCCGCGCACCAGGCCGAGCAUUCUUCGGAUUCAGAGAUUCUUCGCGAUGUCAUGUCUCAACUUCGAAGUGUCUUUAAAAAUACAGUUGUGACCGAUCCUCUGGAGACAAUCAUUACUCGCUGGGGCCAAGAUAAAUUCUCCCGUGGCAGUUAUUCGUAUGUGGCUGCAGAAGCCUUACCAGGAGAUUACGAUCUCAUGGCGAAGUCCAUUGGAAAUCUGUAUUUUGCUGGAGAAGCAACGUGCGGUACACACCCUGCCACGGUACAUGGUGCAUAUUUAUCUGGAUUACGUGCUGCAAGAGAAGUUUUUGAAUCAAUCGUCGGACCAGUUACAGUCCCCAGCCCUCUUGUACUGCCCAAAGAUGCAGUGCCUUCUGGUGGCCCCACUAUAACGCCCCCUAACGUAUCCUCCCAACCAGCAACAGCUAAUUCUAAGAAACGCAAAGCACCUCCAUCCAAUAUAAAUAACAUCAAAGGGAAAAUGGUGGCAUCUCCUGGUCGACAGGCAAACGUCGCCGAUGUCCUUUACAAAGAAGCUUAUGACAAGGCAAUGUGGGAUGCUAUUGUCCUAGAACUAGGGCCUGCAAAACCAAGGCCGCGAAAACAACCACUAAACCCUUUUCUUCUGUAUCAAAAAGACUACUGGUUUGUCUGCAAGGCACAAUGUGACGAUGCCCACCGUCAGGCGACAGGUAAUUCCGAAGCCAGGGCCCCCCGUGAUGAAAUCCGCCAGUCGUUAGGAAAAAUGUGGCGCGAUGCACCCGAGGAUAUAAAAAAGCCAUACCUUGAGCAAAUCGAUGUAAAUCGCAAAACGAAUGAUGAGGGGCUGUCUAAGUGGAAAGACGAUACUGUGGAGUGGGAACGGCGAACCUACGAGGUCAAAGACCGGUGGUGUGCGACACACCCAUAUGAUGAAUUUGUACAAGCCAUGAAAAUGUGCCUAGCCGAUGAUGGCAGCAGUAAAAACUUCUAG
This is a messenger RNA of Ophidiomyces ophidiicola, 3264 nucleotides long. RefSeq lists its product as uncharacterized. The transcript has a single exon. NCBI's taxonomy places the organism in Eukaryota, Fungi, Ascomycota, Eurotiomycetes, Onygenales, Onygenaceae. The coding region runs from base 1 to 3264 and encodes 1087 amino acids. The record is from RefSeq and is a predicted model, not a curated record. Gene Ontology annotation, molecular function: oxidoreductase activity; protein binding.